AUCGCCAUGGCUCGUACUAAGCAGACAGCCCGCAAGUCCACCGGUGGCAAGGCGCCGCGCAAGCAGCUGGCUACUAAGGCGGCCCGCAAGAGCGCUCCGGCUACCGGCGGCGUGAAGAAGCCGCACCGCUACCGGCCCGGCACCGUGGCUCUGCGCGAGAUCCGCCGCUACCAGAAGUCCACCGAGCUGCUGAUCCGCAAGCUGCCGUUCCAGCGGCUGGUGCGCGAGAUCGCGCAGGACUUCAAGACCGACCUGCGCUUCCAGAGCUCGGCCGUGAUGGCGCUGCAGGAGGCGUGCGAGGCCUACCUGGUGGGGCUCUUUGAGGACACCAACCUGUGUGCCAUCCACGCCAAGCGCGUCACCAUCAUGCCCAAGGACAUUCAGCUCGCCCGCCGCAUCCGUGGGGAGAGGGUGCUGGAAAGAACAGUGCAUAACAUGGCAGAGAUCCUUCUGCGUGGAGCUCACCGACAGAAAAUGAACAAAGCUGGUGUACUUGGUGACCGCCUUGGUGCCCUCGGACACCGCGUGUUUGGCCAGCUCCCCAGGCAGCAGCAGGCGCACGGCCGUCUGGAUCUCCCUGGAUGUGAUGGUCGAGCGCUUGUUGUAAUGCGCCAGACGCGAUGCCUCGCCCGCGAUGCGCUCGAAGAUGUCGUUCACAAACGAGUUCAUGAUGCCCAUGGCCUUGGACGAGAUGCCGGUGUCCGGGUGGACCUGUUUCAGCACCUUGUACACGUACACGGAGUAGCUCUCCUUGCGGCUGCGCUUGCGCUUCUUACCGUCCUUCUUCUGCGCCUUGGUCACCGCCUUCUUAGACCCCUUCUUGGGAGCAGGAGCAGAUUUAGCCGGUUCAGGCAUGAUGGAAAAACGUCAGACCAAAAUGACAAAGAAAACCGAAAGAAUGCAGCUCAUGAAGCCUUCGUGAUGGCUCGUACUAAGCAGACUGCUCGCAAGUCCACCGGAGGUAAGGCGCCGCGCAAGCAGCUCGCUACCAAGGCUGCUCGCAAGAGCGCGCCGGCUACUGGCGGAGUGAAAAAGCCACAUCGCUACCGGCCUGGCACGGUAGCUCUGCGCGAGAUCCGCCGCUACCAGAAGUCCACCGAGUUGCUGAUCCGCAAGCUGCCGUUCCAGCGGCUGGUGCGCGAGAUCGCGCAGGACUUUAAGACCGACCUGCGCUUCCAGAGCUCGGCCGUGAUGGCGCUGCAGGAGGCGUGCGAGGCCUACCUGGUGGGGCUCUUUGAGGACACCAACCUGUGUGCCAUCCACGCCAAGCGCGUCACCAUCAUGCCCAAGGACAUUCAGCUCGCCCGCCGCAUCCGCGGGGAGAGGGCAUAAAUUGUCGCUACCAGGUGCAAAUAUCAA
Molecule: messenger RNA, 1359 nt
Organism: Dama dama (fallow deer)
Lineage: Eukaryota; Metazoa; Chordata; Mammalia; Artiodactyla; Cervidae
Exons: 4
Coding region: 7-1332 (441 amino acids)
Cellular component (GO): nucleosome
Molecular function (GO): protein heterodimerization activity; structural constituent of chromatin; DNA binding
Source: RefSeq, a predicted model, not a curated record